UGGACGUUUUUUCUUCUACAUUCUUUUGCAUUAUUUUUUGUACUCUUAACGCUUUGUAGAUUAAGGUAAUUAGCACAUUUCUAUUUACAGUUUCCUUGUCACAGAGGGAAGGACAAGCAAUUUGAUGACUUAAUAUAGCAAGCGACAUGAGGACAGGCGGGAAAACAAUUAGACCUGCGGUAGUUUGGCCUCGAUUGAUGCUUGAAAGCACCAGGUAGUUAUAGUUUGAAAAGAGUUUGAAUGUUUUGGGUGGAAAGAAGUAAAGAGAGUGGGCAAGAAUGGGUUGUGCCGGUAGACAGCUCCUUUGGCAUUUGAAAAAGAUCAGUGAUUGCAGUGAGCGUGUCCACUCCUACUCCAGACAUAUCAAUUCUAUGAGAAAUGCAACACCUGCUAACAUUUCAAUAAAGUUACCUCAUGGCCAUAUGAAUCACGUCUUCAGAGGCACAUUCCUACAACAGGUUUCAGCUUUUUCCAACAUCAGGCGUUUCAUUGCGGAAAGAAUUGUGAACAUUAAACGUUCCUCCGUAUUUAGACGUUAUUCUGGAGGUUCCAGUUUUUCAUCAUCAGAGGGUGUCAUUUAUAGUAUUGUUGCUGGUAAUGUUGUGGUUUUCCUCUUAUGGAAUUCUGCUGAUCGAAGAUUCAUGUACAAGAAUUUUCAGAUAUCUGUGGAUAAUUUCUUAAAUGGGCGCGUGCACACGCUUAUUACCCAUGCUUUCAGCCACAAGGACUUUUAUCACUUAUUUUCCAACAUGUUUGGCUUCUAUUUCUUUGGUUCUACGAUUGCACGGACUUUUGGAUCUAAAUAUUUAUUAAAGUUGUACCUUGCUGGGGCUCUUGGUGGUUCAAUUUUCUUUCUGAUCAAUGAGGCUAUUAUUGUACCUUGGCGUAAGGGCAUUUCCAGAAAUAAUUUCAAUCCAAGAUAUACCCCUCCAGCAAUGGGUGCUAGUGGCGCUUUGAAUGCUAUCAUGUUUCUGUCUAUAUUUCUUUACCCAAAAGAAGUAAUAUAUGUGAACUUAGUGAUUCCUGUUCCAGCGAUGUUAUUUGGCGCCUGUCUUAUCGGAUAUGAUCUCUGGAGGGUGAAGCAGGGCGACACUCAGAUUUCAGGAGCAGCACAUUUAGGUGGGGCUCUUGUUGGAAUCCUUGCAUGGGCAAAGAUCAAGAGGCCCUGGAUUUAGUCAAAAUUAUCCCUUCGUCUUUGCAGCCUGAAUGAUAUGGCGAUAAAAUGAAUUUACUCAAUUUGCUUUUUGCUUCUUUCAUAAUAAGAGGUGAGAAGAUUAGAGAUUAGUGAUCAAUCAGGGGUAUGAUUGUAUUUUCUGGGAUCCAAGUUACAAUUUGAUUUUGCUAAUCGCUCUGUGUCAGAUUUUAAUAUAGCUAUAAAUGUUUGAAAUUAUUCCAUCCCUACAUUUGAGAUUUUAAUAUAGUAUUAGGACAGUAAUGACAUAUGAGAUUUUCUUUAA
Cryptomeria japonica (Japanese cedar) is the source of this 1457-nucleotide messenger RNA. RefSeq names its product RHOMBOID-like protein 12, mitochondrial. The transcript has 8 exons. Gene Ontology annotation, molecular function: serine-type endopeptidase activity. Bases 279 to 1175 code for a protein of 298 amino acids. Gene Ontology annotation, cellular component: membrane. Lineage: Eukaryota; Viridiplantae; Streptophyta; Pinopsida; Cupressales; Cupressaceae. The record is from RefSeq and is a predicted model, not a curated record.